AUGAAAAGUACAAAUUAAAUCUAUUUUAAUAGAGUAUAAUAAUUGGAAUUAGAUGAAUAAGUAAAAUAAUAAGAAGAAGCUUACAAAGAAGAAGCAAAAAUAUUAUAACCAAAAAACAAGAGAGAAAUGUGUAUUGAUUCCUAUUAUUAAUGGAAGUGAUUGGUGAUACUAAAUUACCAAAGUAAUUCUUAGCAAAUUGAUAAAUAUAAAAACAAGUUAAGGGAAUGCUGAAGAUAUUCUCUAUGGAAGGAGAAUAUCAUGAUGUGAAAGAAAAUCUCUAUAAAUUUAGAUGUAGCUAUAUGGGAGGAAUAUAUGAGAUAGAAAAACCGAUUUGA
Paramecium sonneborni is the source of this 335-nucleotide messenger RNA. Lineage: Eukaryota; Ciliophora; Oligohymenophorea; Peniculida; Parameciidae. The record is from the annotation of a GenBank genome assembly.